Messenger RNA from Penicillium cataractarum, 1464 nucleotides. Its product is annotated as FAD-dependent oxidoreductase. Lineage: Eukaryota; Fungi; Ascomycota; Eurotiomycetes; Eurotiales; Aspergillaceae. The transcript has a single exon. Bases 1 to 1464 code for a protein of 487 amino acids. Gene Ontology annotation, cellular component: plasma membrane. The record is from RefSeq and is a predicted model, not a curated record.
AUGACUAAAUCCAUGAUCGACGUGCUGGUUAUCGGAGCUGGAGGAGCUGGACUUGCCGCCGCUCUUGGUGCGGCCCAGGCCGGCGCAAAGGUUGUUGUUGUGGAAAAGACCAAUUUUAUUGGAGGCCCGAAUCGAAUUAACCCCGGCAGUCUGGGAAUGUGUGCCGUGGAGAGCUGGAUGCAGGCCGAAAUGCACGUUGGAGUUUCCCAGGCCUGCGCCUAUCGCAUGCUCAUGGAGCAUUCUCGCUGGCGUACCGACGGCCGCAUUGUAUCGGCCUUUAUUCGCAACUCGGGCGCAACAAUCGAGUGGUUCAACCAGAUGGGCAUACGUUUCGAUCGUGUGCUUGCCUACUACACGGGUGCAGAGGUCGUAUUUCAUGUCAGAAAUGAUCCAGAAAACCCUGUCAUUGCAGACGUACUCGAAGCGAAAGCGCGAGACCUUCAUGUCGAUUUUCAAUUACAAACCAAAGCCACUCGUCUUCUCACGGAAAACGAAUGUAUCAUCGGCUGUGAGGUGAUGGACCUUGAGGGCGGCAUUCAUAAUCUCCAUGCAGCUCGCACAGUGAUUGCUACUGGUGAAUACCAAGGUUCUCCCGAGCUGAUCGAAAAGUUGACCGGGCUGCGCCAAGGGGUAGAUCUCUUCACCUUCAAGAUGUUCACUCAUCCGCAGCAUCAAGGUGACGGGCUCUUGAUGGCCUGGGAAGCCGGUGCUGCUCAGUCUCCGACUAUGCUGGAAACAUAUCUCUACCUUCCUGACCCGUACGGGGGCCCUGGUGGCACUGCAGUCGAGUUGAGCACAUUUCGCCAACCAGGGCUUUUGGUCAACCAACUUGGUGCUCGAUUUGUGGAUGAAGCCAUAGUUAAAAAUCCAGCAGAUGCAGCCAAUGCUGUGCGUCGACAGCCAGGUAGCUACGCCUAUAUGAUCACGACCGAAACUAUAGACCACGAGCUCCGAACUCUGGGUAUAGAUUACCAGCUAUUUGCCCUGUACCAGCCACCUGGAAAAUUGGGCCCUCUGCGUGAUCAUGUCUCUUCAGCGAUCGAUUCUGGAUAUAAAAAUCUUUUCCAGGCCGAGAGUCUCGAGGAAUUGGCCGUACAACUUAUGGUACCCGAAAAGAAACUCGCUGAGACAGUCGCGGCCUACGAUGAAUUCUGUCAUAUUGGCAUUGAUAGCGAAUUCUUCAAGGACCCCAAAUAUCUUCGUGAGAUAGGUAGUAAAGGCCCAUUCUUUGCAGCAAAGUUUUGCCUUGGAAGCUAUGGCAGCUCUGGUGGUAUCGCUAUCAAUGAACAUGGGCAGGCUUUAAAUUCAGAUCAAUGCCCGAUUCCAGGACUCUACGCAACUGGCCGUGACGCAAAUUCUAUCUAUGGUGGAACAUACCCUUUUGCAUUCGCUGGCGCUAUUGAAGGGUUCAGCUAUACCAUGGGUCGACUGGCUGGUAAGCAUGCUGCAGAUAGCUUGUUUUGA